Molecule: messenger RNA, 894 nt
Organism: Penicilliopsis zonata CBS 506.65
Lineage: Eukaryota; Fungi; Ascomycota; Eurotiomycetes; Eurotiales; Aspergillaceae
Exons: 3
Coding region: 1-894 (297 amino acids)
Biological process (GO): L-glutamine metabolic process; oxaloacetate metabolic process
Cellular component (GO): mitochondrion
Molecular function (GO): omega-amidase activity
Source: RefSeq, a predicted model, not a curated record
AUGAUAUCGUAUCGUGGAGUCCAGAAAGUCCAUCGUGCCAUUGCGUGUAUCAUAAAACUCAGCGGGGCGGAUAAGAUGGCCAACCUUGCCAAUGCUCGCAAUAAAGUCCUCGAAGCAGCUCGAGCGGGUGCCUCGCUGAUCGUGCUACCGGAGUGUUUCAACUCGCCAUACGGGACCCAGUACUUCCCCAAAUACGCCGAGACGCUCCUGCCUUCGCCGCCGACCCAGGACCAAUCCCCCUCGUACCACGCACUGUCGGCCCUCGCGGCCGAGGCCAAGGCAUAUUUGGUUGGAGGGAGUAUUCCGGAGCUGGAGCCUACGACCAAAAAAUACUACAAUACCUCGCUGGUAUUCUCGCCGACGGGGGCCUUGAUCGGCACGCAUCGCAAGACGCAUCUUUUCGACAUCGACAUCCCCGGCAAGAUCCGGUUCAAGGAGAGCGAAGUGCUGACCCCCGGCGAGAAGCUGACCACGGUCGAGCUGCCGGAGUACGGAACGAUCGGGCUGGCCAUCUGCUACGAUAUCCGUUUCCCGGAGGCGGCCAUGAUUGCCGCACGCAGGGGUGCCUUCCUGCUGGUCUACCCGGGCGCCUUCAACCUGACGACGGGCCCGCUGCACUGGUCCCUGCUGGGCCGCGCCCGCGCCAACGACAACCAGGUCUAUGUUGCGAUGUGCAGUCCCGCGCGCGACAUGAGCGCCACCUACCACGCCUGGGGCCACAGCCUGGUCGCCAACCCCAGCGCCGAACUACUCACUGAGGCUGGCGAGUCCGAGGAGAUCGUCUAUGCCGAGCUGAACAGCGAGUCGAUCGAGAACACUAGGAAGGGCAUUCCCAUCUAUACCCAGCGACGAUUCGACCUGUACCCAGACGUAAGUGCCGGGAGAGAUAACUGA